Molecule: messenger RNA, 1668 nt
Organism: Plenodomus lingam JN3
Lineage: Eukaryota; Fungi; Ascomycota; Dothideomycetes; Pleosporales; Leptosphaeriaceae
Biological process (GO): maturation of LSU-rRNA from tricistronic rRNA transcript (SSU-rRNA, 5.8S rRNA, LSU-rRNA)
Cellular component (GO): nucleolus
Molecular function (GO): rRNA binding
Source: RefSeq, a predicted model, not a curated record
AUGGGCAAACCAAACGGCAAAACAAACAUCAAACGCCCCGCAAAGACGGCAUCGUCGCCCAUGAAGAACAACGCCAACAGCCUCAUCUCAGUGGACAGAACAGCAUUCGACCCGACGCUAGCCUCGCUGUUUGAGACAAGUGCUGGUCCUGUGCAGGCACCGCCCAAGUCACGCUACAAGGACCUCGUGCCAGCGAAGCCAUCGAAACCCUGCCAAGGAGCAGAAAAUGACGAAGAAUUGAGCUCAGCUUCCGAGGGCUUACCAUCGGACGAUGACGAUGAGAACGCCGAGGAGGACGAGGAGCACAGUGAUGAGGAUAGUGCCGUGGACAGUGCCGUGGACGACAUAGACAGCGAUGACGCCUCGUCCAUGCAUGGUACCGAUGCAGAGCACUUGGAAAAUGAGGCUGCUGUGGCCAGAAUGCACGUUUCGGCACGCCGUGGCGCCUUGGAGAAGCAGCCCAGCAACAAACGCAAGCGGACGGGCGAGGAGGAAAUAGAGGACACAUACAUGCGCAAGGUCGCGCGCGAGGAAGAAAAGGAGGAGGAGCAACGGCAGAAAAAGCGCAAGACCAAGACCGCUGCAUUGCCCGCCAAGGACGAUGCUUCUGACAGGUCGGACAGGAUUGAGCAGCCGCUUGCAGUACCACAGCACGAGUCACUCAUAGGAACUACAGACAAGGAGUCAUCCGAGGUCGAGAAAGCCUCGCGCACCGUCUUCCUCAGCAACGUCUCCUCCGAAUGCAUCAAUUCCAAGGCCGCCGAAAAGGCUCUCAGAAAGCAUCUCGAGUCCUUCCUUGUCGAUCUUGCCGACAACAAUCCGCCCCACAAGAUCGAAUCUAUCCGAUUCCGCUCUACAGCUUUCGCCAGCUCUCUUCCCAAAAGGGCUGCCUUCGCAAAGAAGGAGAUCAUGGACUCGACCACCAAGAGCACAAAUGCGUACGCUGUAUACACCACCAAGGUCGCAGCUCGGGAGGCUGUCAAGAGGCUCAAUGGCACACUUCUUCUGGACCGCCAUCUUCAUGUCGACUCCGUCGCCCACCCUGCAAAAGUAGAUCACCGUCGUUGCGUUUUUGUUGGCAAUCUUCCGUUUGUUGACGACAGAGAACCCGCCUCUACAGAUGAGAAGCCCAAGAAGCCCCGACCGUCUUCCGAUGUCGAAGAAGGAUUGUGGGUGCAUUUUGCCAAAGCCGGCAAGAUCGAGAGCGUCCGUGUAGUCCGCGAUGCUCAGACCCGCAUUGGCAAAGGUUUUGCCUACGUUCAAUUCGUUGACGAGAAUGGUGUAGAAGCCGCCCUCCAACUGAACGAGAAGAAAUUCCCACCUUUACUCCCACGUAUCCUACGCGUGACACGAUGCAAAGCUGAGAAGAAAAAGGACAAGACUCGUGCGCCCCCGCCAACCAAACUACUCAGACCCGGAGCCAAGGGUGGUUAUGUGGCCAAGUUGACGGGAGAGCAGAAGUCCAUGCAGGGUCGUGCGAGAUCCAUGUUGGGCAAAGUAGCAAAGGCGCAGACGAAAGAAGGCUUCAUUUUUGAGGGCCACCGUGCUAGUGAAAAGCAAGGCAAAGGUGGUCUGAAGUUCAAGGGAAGUGGUGGUGCAAAGAAAAAGGGGCCGAAUGGUCGGAAAAGUCGCAGCGCAACAUGGAAGAAGACUGGUGCGAAGAAGUAA